CUGAACUACGAGCAACUACUACGUUAAGACGUCAGUCCGGCCAGGUAACUUACCAGAAGUAGACUAGCCUACGACAUCUCACGCGGACGAAGAUGGUCCGCCAGUCCAUAAUCGACUCUCAACCUCGGACAUCCAGCCCGUAGAGGUACGCAGUCACGCAAAACCACGUGGUAUGGCGAGACUGGAUUCCUAUUUCGCUAUAAAAGUGUAUAAAACUAGACAGCAUCAUCCCUUGAGUUACAGAAUGCAUAUUCCAACCGCAACAGUCUUCGAACCUGCUCUCUCCAUCAAUUUCUGCUCAGCCCGAAUCAGCACCCAAUUACAUUAUCAUGGCACUCAACAAGAGGAUCAUUCUCAUCACUGGCGCCAACUCCGGCAUUGGCUAUGACACCUCCUACGCCCUCGCCAAUGACUCGCCAGACAACCACAUCAUCAUAGGUGCCCGUUCCAGCAUCAAGGGCCUUGCAGCUCUCAACGAGAUCCAGGCACGUAAGCCUGCCGGCACACUCAGCUUCCUUGAGCUCGAUAUCACCUCCGACGAGUCCAUCAAGGCUGCCGCGCAGAAACUAGAGUCUGACUUUGGCGUCCUCGACGUACUCGUCAAUAACGCCGGCAUUUCAGGCAAGGAAGAGGUCUCGCGAGAGAAUUUCCACACCGUCUUCGACACCAACGUCUUCAGCACCAUGCUCCUGACCCAGGCACUGGAGCAUCUGCUGCGGAAGUCCCGCGAUCCUCGGAUCAUCAACGUCUCCUCGGUCCUCGGCUCCAUCACGGUGCGGAACGAUCACUCGUCCCCAUAUACACAGGUUACGGGAGAGACGUACCGCGUCAGCAAAGCGGCGCUGAACAUGGUUACCGGAAUUCAGGCCUAUAAGUUCAAGGAAUGGGAGCACCCAGCGAAGGUCUGGUCGUUUUGCCCUGGGUUUGUGGUCACCAACUUGACCGGGGAGGAUAAGCAGAGCAAGAUUGACCGAGGGGCAGAGUCUUCGGAGACGAGUGCCCAGGGGAUAACGGAGAUUGUGAGGGGUGAUAGGGACGACGAGGUGAAUCAGUUCUUGGCCAAGCGGGGUGAGGUCCUCCCGUGGUAAAUCCGGGGUCCGCAACCGGGUCGUUUAAGGCCAUGACGGAUGGAUAAAUUAGCUCUAAUGAGUAUGAAUGAAUUUCUCUGACUCCAGGAG
Messenger RNA from Fusarium redolens, 1178 nucleotides. RefSeq lists its product as uncharacterized. The transcript is spliced from 2 exons. Lineage: Eukaryota; Fungi; Ascomycota; Sordariomycetes; Hypocreales; Nectriaceae. The coding region runs from base 330 to 1088 and encodes 252 amino acids. The record is from RefSeq and is a predicted model, not a curated record.